Molecule: messenger RNA, 4818 nt
Organism: Myxozyma melibiosi
Lineage: Eukaryota; Fungi; Ascomycota; Lipomycetes; Lipomycetales; Lipomycetaceae
Product: P-loop containing nucleoside triphosphate hydrolase protein
Exons: 3
Coding region: 54-4643 (1529 amino acids)
Biological process (GO): transmembrane transport
Cellular component (GO): membrane
Molecular function (GO): ATP hydrolysis activity; ABC-type transporter activity; ATP binding
Source: RefSeq, a predicted model, not a curated record
CUGUCUCUUCACCACCUCUCCUCCCUCUUCACCACCCCUCCACCACGCAGACAAUGCAGUCCGUACUCGCGCCGGACAGGCUCGGGGCCUUCGACUUCCCCGUCUCCUCCCCCGCCCUCAAUGGCUUCUGCCGCGACCCCGAAGGCUGGGGCCCCGUCUCCGAGGACUACGACUUCACGCCCUGCUUCGCCGAGGGCACCCUCGUAGACCUCGUCGCCCUCUUCGUCAUCGUCCUCGGCUCUAUCCAGAUCUCUGCUCUGUUCAAAGUCAAGCCCAUCCCGACCCGCAAGAACUGGCACUACUGGACCAAGCUUGCCCUUGUUGCUCUCAACGCCCUCACCGUCCUGGGCACCGCCCGCCAGAUGGUCGACAUCUACGACGACGCCCUCCUCGACGUCCGUCUGUAUGCUGCCGUCUUGAGCUUCUUUGGUUACCUCGUUGCUCUCUACCUCCAUCAUCUUGAGCACAACCGCAUGCGCUACGCAAACGGCGUCUUGCUCUUCUUCUGGCUCUUUGUCGUCCUCGCGGAUGGUAUCAGGCUCGUCAGCUUCGUCAACCGCGAAGCUCACAUCUUGUAUCCGCAAUUCAUCACUGCCUUUGGUUUCUCCUUCAUCCUCUCCAUCAUCACUUUUGUCCUCGAGGCGUUCGUGCCAAAGGCAAAGUCCAGCUACGAAGUCCUCGCCCAGGAAGGUGACGAGUCGCCUCUCGACCGUGCCAACCUCUUCUCGCGUCUUACCUUUGAAUGGAUGACCCCGAUGAUGAAACUCGGAUACGAGACCUAUCUCACCGAAGAAGACCUCCCCGGCCUCGCCAAAGGUGAUAAGACCGCCGAGUGCCGUGUCAGCUUCGAGCGCUACUGGGACCGUCAGAAAGCGUCAAAGAACCCGUCGAUGGUCCGCGCUCUUAUCCGCGCAUUCGGGUCCUCGUACUUUAUCGCCAUGCUCUUCAAGAUGGCCACCGACAUUCUCGCAUUCUCGCAGCCGCGCCUGCUCAGACGCCUUAUUCUCUUCAUCAACUCCUACAACGAGGGAACCCCCGACCCCUUCACCAGCGGCGUCGUCAUUGCUCUCUCGUUCUUUUUCGUCUCCAUCGCCCAGACCGCUUGCCAGCACCAGCACUUCCAGCGCACUAUGGUCGCCGGCAUGCGCGUCAAGUCCGCGCUCGUGUCCACAAUCUACCGCAAGGCCGUCGUGCUCUCUGGCGAGGCCAAGACCGCAAAGUCGACCGGUGAUAUCGUCAACCUGAUGUCGGUCGACGCCCAGCGUCUCCAGGAUAUCACCCAGAACGGUAUGGUGCUCUGGUCCGGCCCGUUCCAGAUCUUCCUCUGCCUGUACUCGCUCUACGGACUCCUCGGAUCGAGCAUGUGGGCCGGCGUCUUUGUCAUGGUUGUCAUGAUCCCCACCAACGGAUUCAUCGCCAAGAAGCAGCGCGCCCUGCAAAAGUCCCAGAUGAAGACCAAGGACCAGCGUACCCGUCUCACUACCGAGAUCCUGACAAACAUAAAGUCCGUCAAGCUUUACGGCUGGGAGGCGCCCUACAUGGAGAAGCUCCGCCACGUCCGAAACGAUCUCGAGCUCCAGAACUUGAGAAUCAUGGGCAUCUACUCUGCCGUCUCCUCCUUCCUCUGGGCCUGCGCUCCGUUCUUGGUCUCCUGCUCGACCUUUGGUCUCUUUGUCUUUACCUCCGGCAUCCCUCUCUCCACCGACAUCGUCUUCCCCGCGCUCUCGCUCUUCAACCUGCUCACUUUCCCGCUCGCCAUGUUUCCCCAGGCCAUCACGAACCUGGUCGAGUCAUCUGUGUCUGCAAACAGACUCCAGGAGUUCCUGCUCUCGCCCGAGCUCCAGGACGACGCCGUCGAGCGCAAGGAGGCUGUUACUGAAAUCGGCAAGGAGACCGUCGUCGUCCGCAACGGUACUUUCCUCUGGGACGAGAGCAAGAAGAACGCGCCCGCGCUCAAAAACAUCAACUUUAUCGCGCGCAAGGGCGAGCUCGCUUGUGUCGUCGGCCGCGUCGGAUCCGGAAAGUCGGGUUUCAUGCAGGCCAUCCUCGGUGAACUCUACAAAGAGCAUGGCUCUGUUACUGUCAGCGGCCGCGUUGCCUACGCGAGCCAGUCUUCGUGGAUCAUGAACGCGACCGUGAAGGAGAACAUCACUUUUGGCUCGCGCUUCCAGGCUGACUUUUACGAAAAGACAAUCAAGGCCUGUGCUUUGGUUGAGGAUUUCCUGGCCCUUCCCGACGGCGACGAGACGAUCGUCGGCGAGAAGGGAAUCUCGCUCUCGGGCGGACAAAAGGCGCGUCUGUCGCUCGCCCGUGCUGUCUAUGCCCGCGCUGAUAUCUACGUGCUCGAUGACCCGCUCUCGGCUGUCGACCAGCACGUCGGCCGACACCUGAUUGACAACGUGCUCGGCGCUGACGGUUUGCUGGCGACCAAGACACGUAUCCUGGCGACGAACGCCAUCACUGUCCUGUCGCAGGCAUCAAACAUCUCGAUGAUCCGCAGCGGCGAGAUUGUUGAGCAGGGAACGUACGACGAGGUCAUGAACAAAAAGGCCGAGAUCUACAACCUGAUCAAGGAGUACGGAAAGAAGGCUGCCGGACCGAGCGAAGAGGAGAGCGAGGGAAGCCUCGCGUCGCCUCCUAACGAGGAGUCCGCCGUCGACGACUCGGCCGAGGUCUCGGACGAGGAAGCGGCUCUGAAGCGCCCUGCCGACCGACGCGCUAGUAUCAGCACUCUCAGACGUGCUUCGACCGCCAGUCUGACGAGACCAAAGUUGAUUGACGAGGAGGGUCAGAAGAGAUCGCGGCAGUCGAAGGAGCAUCUCGAGCAGGGCCAGGUCAAGUGGACUGUGUACAAGGAGUACGCCAAGGCUGCGAACUUGUACGGUGUCAUUUUGUUUAUGGUUCUUUUGAUUGCCUCGCAGGGCAUCUCUGUUUUGGGCAACAUUUGGCUUGAGCACUGGUCUGAGGUCAACACCGAGAGCGACAGCAACCCCCAUAUUGGCAUGUACCUCGGCGUUUACCUCUUCUUUGGAAUCUUUGCGUCGUCGCUCACGGUCUGCCACACGCUCGUUUUGUUUAUCUUCUGCACGAUCCAGGCCGCGCGCACGCUGCACAACCGCAUGGCGGAGUGCGUUAUCCGGUCGCCGAUGUCGUUCUUCGACACGACGCCGAUCGGCCGCAUCAUCAACCGGUUUACGACCGACAUCUACCGAAUCGACGAAGUGCUCACGCGCGUGUUUUCAAUGUUUUUCAACAACACCAUCCGCGUCGGCUUCACGCUUCUCGUCAUCUCCACCACGACACCCGCGUUCCUGUUCCUCGUCAUCCCGCUCACGCUGCUGUAUCUCUACUACCAGCGCUUCUACCUGCGCACCUCGCGCGAGCUCAAGCGUCUCGACUCUGUCUCGCGCAGUCCGAUCUACGCCCACUUCCAAGAGUCGCUCAGCGGCCUGUCCACGAUCCGCGCGUUCCGCCAGAUCGAGCGGUUCGAGAACGUGAACGAGACCCACGUGGACUAUAACCUGCGCGCGUACUUCCCGUCGAUCAGCGCCAACCGCUGGCUGUCUGUGCGUCUCGAGUUUAUUGGCUCGGUGAUUAUCUUUGCCAGCGCGGGGCUUUCGAUUAUUUCGGUGUCGUCGGGCACGGUGCGCGCGGGUCUUGUCGGUCUUGCGAUGAGUUACGCGCUGCAGAUCACGCAGAGUUUGUCGUGGAUCGUGCGGAUGACGGUCGAGGUUGAGGUUAACACGGUCUCGGUCGAGCGCGUGCUCGAGUACUCGCAACUGCCGAGCGAGGCGCCGAUGGUGAUCAAGGGCCACCGACCGCCUGCGUCGUGGCCGACCUCGGGCGAGCUCGUGUUUGACCACUACUCCACGCGGUACCGCGAGGGCCUCGACCUCGUGCUGAAGGACAUCAACCUGCACAUCAACCCGAAGGAGAAAGUCGGCAUCGUCGGCCGCACGGGCGCGGGCAAGUCGUCGCUCACGCUGUCGCUGUUCCGCAUGAUCGAGGCCGCCGAGGGCCAUAUCGACAUCGACAACCUCAACACGUCGACGAUCGGCCUGUCGGAUCUGCGACACCGGCUCGCGAUUAUUCCGCAGGAUUCGCAGGCGUUCGAGGGCACGAUCAGGGAUAACUUGGACCCGUCGCACGCGCACGACGAUACGGAGCUGUGGGAGGUGCUUGAGCUGUCGCAUUUGAAGGAGCAUGUCUCGCGAAUGGACGGCGGGCUUGACGCGCGCGUGGCGGAAGCCGGUUCGAAUCUGUCUGUCGGCCAGCGACAGCUGAUGUCCCUUGCGCGCGCACUACUCACGCCCUCCAAGAUCCUCGUCCUCGACGAAGCCACCGCGGCCGUCGACGUCGAAACCGACCAACUUCUGCAAGAAACGAUCCGCAAAGAAUUCAAAGACCGCACGAUCCUCACGAUCGCGCACCGGCUCAACACGAUCAUCGACAGCGACAAGAUCGUGGUGCUGAGCGCGGGCAAAGUCGCCGAGUUUGACUCGCCCGAGAAGUUGCUGGCGGACAAGACUUCGAUGUUUUAUUCGCUUUGUAAGCAGGGUGGGCUUGUGCGUGAGGGAGGCGAGACGGUGGAUGGGGGAGCGUUCGUGUCGCCUUUGGGGGAGGAUAAGUUGGAUAAGGAGUAGGAGUAGGAGUCAAAAUGAAAGAGUAGUGAAAGACGAAAAUUUUAUGAAAGUGAAAGAUUUUGCAUUGUUUGUCGUGGUGUGGUUUUUUGCUUUUUAUAUAUAGUUUGCUGAACUAAAUCAUCAAGAAGAUAAUGCUGUAUUGCCAAAUUAAGAAUAAGUUUUGAUUAAAACAAGG